AUGAACAAGUUGCGAGAACAUCAGCUAUUCGCUAAGUUGAGCAAGUGUAGCUUUUGGCAAAGGAAAAUUGGAUUUUUGGGGCAUGUGGUUUCAGAAGAAGGAGUGGCUGUGGAUCCUGAAAAAGUCACAUCAAUCAUUAAUUGGCCUACACCUAAAAGUGCCACAGAGGUGCGUAGCUUUCUCGGGUUAGCUGGUUACUAUCGGAAAUUUGUAAAAGGAUUUGCUAGCUUAUCUAAGCCGAUGACUCAACUAACGGGAAAGGGAGUAAAGUUUGAAUGGUCGGAGCAGUGUGUGGAGAGCUUUAAGAAACUGAAAGAGCAUUUGACCAAAACUCCAGUGUUGGUAUUACCAAGGACAGGAGUACCAUAUGUGGUUUACACCGACGCUUCAGGAACAGGAUUAGGAUGUGUGCUCAUGCAAGAAGAUAAGCAGUGGUUUUUGCUUUGA
Molecule: messenger RNA, 447 nt
Organism: Brassica oleracea var. oleracea
Lineage: Eukaryota; Viridiplantae; Streptophyta; Magnoliopsida; Brassicales; Brassicaceae
Exons: 2
Coding region: 1-447 (148 amino acids)
Source: RefSeq, a predicted model, not a curated record